This is a messenger RNA of Papilio machaon (common yellow swallowtail), 680 nucleotides long. Its product is annotated as prefoldin subunit 1. Bases 116 to 502 code for a protein of 128 amino acids. Gene Ontology annotation, cellular component: prefoldin complex; cytoplasm. Lineage: Eukaryota; Metazoa; Arthropoda; Insecta; Lepidoptera; Papilionidae. Gene Ontology annotation, biological process: protein folding. The record is from RefSeq and is a predicted model, not a curated record. The transcript has a single exon. Gene Ontology annotation, molecular function: protein folding chaperone.
AUUCGUUCUACUGCCAUUUGCAAAUGCCAAUCUCUAUCUCCAUUCUCUUUGAAAAGUUGAAAAUAACCUCACGCAGUAUCUCUUUGAACAUAAUAAAAUUCACUAAAAAGUAAAUAUGGCGAAACUUGUGGAUUUAGAAUUGAAGAAAGCUUUCGCGGAAUUACAAGUAAAAAUGGUUGAAACCAGAAAAAAAAUCAACAUUAUCGACGCUCAAAUCGACGCCUUGGACAAAGUAUUGAAAUUUAUAGAAUCUACGCGACAAGAGUUAAAUGUUCUGCCCAAUGAUACCAAUACUUACAUACCUGUGAGCAGAAUGUUUCUUCAGGCGGACUUAGGAGACUUAAAGGAAAAUAUCGAAGAACGUGUGUCUAUACUUAGUAAACGUAUCACCGAGUUAGAGAACAAAAAAGAGUACUUGGAAAGAAAACUAAGAGAAAGUGAAGACAACAUAAGAGAAAUGGUUCAGCAACGGAAGGAGCAGAUCGAAGAUAAAACUAAUUAAAACAAUAAAAUGUAAUAGUUUAAAUGCAUCACAAUUAUGUAUGUCUAAAAAUGUGCUUUUUAAUUCUGACGAGGUUUUUAAUUACUAAUUUGCAAUGACGGCGAUUAUUUAAUGAACAACAAAUAUGCUGUAUUACUAAUUAUUUUAAAAUUGUUGUAAUGUCACCUAAUUAUGAUUG